Molecule: messenger RNA, 2361 nt
Organism: Schistosoma guineensis
Lineage: Eukaryota; Metazoa; Platyhelminthes; Trematoda; Strigeidida; Schistosomatidae
Source: the annotation of a GenBank genome assembly
GAAAGCUUCUUCUAUUCCGUCAACAACCAUUUGCUCUAUUGAACAGCUCACUGUCUAUAAAUGACCUCUUUUCAAAUGCUUACGGAAUUGUGACCUUCACUUUAUUUAUGUGAUGAGUUAUGGUCUGCACGGAAUAUUCCAGAAAGGAUUUGUCAUAGUGCUAACUAUCUACGUGAUCGAUUGUAAAAAUACAACCUGCCAUCUUAAAAAUCAUUCAAUUGCUGAAUUGGUGUUAGAAUCUACCGACUUGAUAAUCCACGAAGGAUUGUUGAAAUUAUGCCCGGAAAAUACAUCUCUUCUUUUCGUCACCAGUUAUGUGGUCUCCGGCCCUCGAGUUUUGUCCCCUGGGUUUUUAAGGAGUUCCAUCUUACCCAAACUAAAGGAGCUAUUUAUCAGUGAUAUUUAUUUGGAAAUCCCAAGAACCGAAUCAUUCAACAAUAUUUCUUCUAAUCUAAUAACGUUGUCAAUUACUAAUUGUAGUAUACAAUCACUGCCACGUUUUGGCAUGUUAUUUGGCCUUGCUAGUCUUGAAAUACUUGAUUUAAGUCUCAAUAAGUUGAGUCGAUUGCCUGUUGACACUUUUCAGUAUUCAGAAAAUCUGGCCUUCUUAAAUCUUUCCCACAAUUUAUUAAAUACUUUACCCAGCCUGCCGCAUCCGCUUCAAGUUUCUGUUUCUGACAAUCCUAUCGCGUGUUCCUGUGUUAAUUCUAGGUUGUUAUUAAAAGGCCGCUUCGAUGGUCUUCCUGUUUGUGAUCCAUGGCCCUCACCAUGUGAACCAACGUUGAAUACUGGUUUAUAUAUAAGUCCACCUGGGUUUAACGUUUCGUCAUUUGAUGGUAACUCUUCUGUUUCCGUCUUUACAGGACAACGCCUUUCUUUUAUUUGUAAUGUAAAUUCUGAUUUACCUUAUGAACUUUUUUGGGUCUCGCCUAUUGGUGUAAUUUCCCUUUCCACCAUUAAAUCCGAGGUUAGCACAUAUUCAGUGCAUUACAUCGUUCAACCCAUUUUAGCCCCCACAGUGUUACAGAUAACACAAGUUAAUGACACAAUAAACUCAUUAGAUGUUGAGAACACAAGAGGAUAUUUAAGUGGAAAAUGGUUGUGCGUUGCCCAUUCUUCAGAUGUUACUAGUCAUUCUACACCUAUCAACAUCAAAGUUGUUUCCAGUUUAUACUAUGGACAAAUAUACUACAUGUCGCUUUGCUAUGGGUAUGGUGGAAUGAUCCUGUUAUUGCUAGUUGGUAUAAUCGGGGGUACAAUCAGAUAUUGCAGCGAAACUCAUUGUCUCAGACGUCGUCAACCAUCCUAUGCAUUUAAGGGUAAAACCUAUGUUGGUGUUAUCCCGGUCCCCGAAGUAGAAUGUGUAAAAACUUCGCAAAAUUAUAAAACUAUUGAUAAGAGACUUGAAAUCCCACUGCGAAACCCAGGAUGGACUUAUAAUAGAUAUUUUGGCCCAACUACUCACUGGAAAUGCAACAUGUGCAGGACAGUUCAUUUCGCCGAAAAAGUCCAGGAAAUUGAAGAAGCCGGUUUAUUAUUCGCAGAUAGAAACGUCCCCGUAGGCCAAUUAGCUCCUGAUGGUGAAAUAAUCGUUAUAAAUACUAAUGACUCAAACAUAGAACGUAUUGCUCCAAAUGAUAUUACGCAACCUACUUCAGGUGAUCAUAACUUCGAGUUAAUGGAAACUCACCAGCCGCUUAUGAAUGGUUCUAAUUUGAGAACUGGUGAAGCUAAUAUUCAUCUCAAUCGCCCUCAAAUGUGUAAAUAUGAAGUUUGUGUACGGUCGGGAAAUUGUGUAAUCCGAGUCCGACUGGACACAGAUAAUUCUCAUUCCUUUGACACUUUUUGUGUUCCCUGUCUCCCUCGUCCAGGGAGCGCGGACGUGAAGUUAGUUGUAUCGAACGAAAAGCUUGCACAAGAAUAUCGUGAAGCAUUAGCUAGUUUAGCUCAAGCUGUCGAAAACCCUGAUCCCGCACACUUUCGUGAAAAGCUCGAGGACUUCCGGAGCAGACUUUGUCAUGAUGUUGGUCAUGGGGUCAAAAUUUUGCGCGGUGAAUUUCAGGACCUGAGGGCUAAGUCUGCGAAAAGUGUUGCAUCUCUUCGUAACCAAAGUUCUGUUGCUGCACAGCGCGUGCGAGCAGGGAUCUCUUACGGAGUAGAGCAAAUGAAGGACGGUAUGCGCAGUGUUGCUGAACUUUGUGGGGCUUCAAGGACAAUUGGUCAAACUAUAUCAGUUGUAAGUGUGUAUUUGGAUGAAAAAGAUCAAAUUAAAAGGGAAAAACAUAUUUCUGACUUUGUAUUUUAGUUUUGAUGUUCUGUUUCGUUAUAUUUCUGUUUUUCAAAUACAUAUUUAUAACGCGU